Messenger RNA from Panicum hallii, 1002 nucleotides. Its product is annotated as myelin transcription factor 1-like protein. NCBI's taxonomy places the organism in Eukaryota, Viridiplantae, Streptophyta, Magnoliopsida, Poales, Poaceae. Bases 1 to 1002 code for a protein of 333 amino acids. The transcript is spliced from 5 exons. The record is from RefSeq and is a predicted model, not a curated record.
AUGGCUUCCUCAUCCUCUGCUUCCUCCGGCAUCUCCAUUGAAUCCGAGACAACUCGAGAGAUGACCUCGGAGUUCGAUCCCACAGCUGCCUAUGAGGCCUACGCUCCUCUGCACUGGGAUGCAGAGGAGUGGGAUUUCCAGGCCUGGUUAGAGGAUGAUGAAUCCCUGACCGAUGACGAAGACUUCCAGUUCCUCUUUGACGGGGAACUAGAAGAUGAAGAUGACGACGACGACAUGUCCUGGGAAGGGAACUCCUCCUCGGAGGUGGAAGAAGUCGAUGAUGUGUCGACCGAGGAAGACUUGGCAGCAGGAGGCUUCCUACAUGGCGGGUCGGAGGAGGACGACGAAGUCGAUGAUGACGAAGAGACCGAUGGUGGCAGCAGCUACAGCGGUGAUGGCGAUAGAGACGACGACAGCAACGAUGACGGCAGCGACGAUGACGGCGACAUUGGCGCGGCCCCUUUGAUCAAGCGCUGCAAGCAACAGGAUGAUCCAGAGCCUAAGAACGAUGAUGGCUCCACUUUCAAGUUCUUACCAGUUGCUCCUGUAGUCCUCUUCGGCAAGAACGCGCCUCCCCUCUCGAAGGACGAUAUUGUGGAUGUUUCCAGCGGGCAAGAGCAAGCGCGCCAAGAGAACCUGAUCCUGGAAACUCCAGAGAAUCUUGUGAUGACAAUUGACACUUUGGUCAAUCUCCAGGAUCUUCAUGAGCUGAUUGUCUCCUCAUCGGCUAUCAAUCCUUCCCAGGAAAAGGGUUUAAACCUCUCAGAGCUGCUCUCAUUUGACCCUGCAUCCGUAGGCUCGGCCAUACUUGAGGUUGAUGAUCAUCAACCGCAGCCGACUGGUGUCGAGAAGGAACUGGAAGACCUCAAGGAGAAGGUUCGAGCAACCGAGCGGCUCAUCCAGGAUGAGAAAAACCUCAUAGCCCGCUCUAAACAAGAAGCAAAGAACUUGACCGCCCAGCUGAAGUCAGAGCUUGCGGACUUGGGUACCCUGAGUCGGUAG